AUGGUUUUCCUGGUACAAGUGUCUGUACGUUUAAAUAAUGACACAGUUACUAAAUCUGUUCAAGCAUAUACGGUACUGGCACUUUUAUCUACUGUGUGGACGAUUUUCACGCUAAUAUGGAUCUAUCAAUCUAACCGUCACUAUGCGAGCCUAAGGAGGAUUGAUUUAAUUCGGCAACAAGAGCUACAAAACGAAAAUUGGCCAGAACUUGAAAAUGGAGUGGCGUGUUUCAAACUACGCUACAUUGUCUGGGAAACUAAAAAAUAUUACUUGACAUUGACGUUGACAGAAUGGGUAACACAAGCAAGAAGUUAG
Molecule: messenger RNA, 315 nt
Organism: Arctia plantaginis
Lineage: Eukaryota; Metazoa; Arthropoda; Insecta; Lepidoptera; Erebidae
Source: the annotation of a GenBank genome assembly